AUUUUAUUUCUUUCUCUUCUAAUUAGUUAUUGUUAUUUGUACAUGAAAUUAAUUUGUUAAAUGUCUUGUUUCACAGAUGACUGGUAAGGGGAAGCCACUUUUUCGAACUGUUGCUGCAGCAGCCGAUUUGGAGGCAGAGCAACAAGGGGAGCGGAUGACUGCACCGACACGAAGUAAGAGAGCUGCUGUAGUUGGGAUAUCGGGUGGUCAUGCCGAUAACGGGCCUUCCCAUGCCCCAAUUCAUGAUUAUGCUGAGGUGGAGGAGACGAUCGAGCCCGCCGCGGAGAUCGAGGUUGUUGUACCUCGUAGAGGUCGUGGUGGUCGUGGCCGUGUGCAGGCGAAUCCUGAUUUGUUAAAUGGUCCUUACCCAGGCGGCCCAGAGAUUCACACGUUGAUACCUAGUUUCAAGUCGCACAUAGCGGCAUACAUUUGGAAUGGAGAGGAGCGUCCGGUGGGGCGAGCAGAGUCACGUAUCAACUCCCUGAAGAAGUUUACAUACGACAAUAUUGGGAAAGGCUUGGCGCCCCUCGGCAUAGAUGUGCAAGCAGACAAGGAUUAUUUGCAGAUGACCGGCUUGUUCGACUUACAACACUCGUUCAUAUCGCCCGUCGAUGCCCCGUUGUUGUUCGCGUUCGUUGAGCGGUGGCAACCCGAGACGAACAGCUUCCAUAUGCCGUGGGGAGAAAUGACCAUCACUCUCCAUGACGUCCAGAAGAUAUUGGGUGCUCCAGUGGAGGGACAUGUCGUAUCUUCCAGUUUUGACGAGGAUACGGAACGGGCGCACUGCGUGUAUCUCCUUUCUGAGAUGAUGGACCUCGGUUUGGACGAGGUGGAAGAGGUAUGGAAGAAGGGUGGUCCCACUUGGAGGAUGAUCUAUGAUCAGUUGUUGAUGCCCGGGCAGAGCAUGACUCGUCGGGUUCAGAGCUAUUUAACUUUUCUUAUUGGGGCGACCUUGUUCCCCGAUAAGUCUUGCGAUAGGAUUAAGCCGUGGUAUAUGCGCAUACUCGAUGAGCCCGAGCUUAAGAAUGUCGGGAACUAUUCUUGGGGUUCAGCAUGUCUGGCCUAUCUGUAUAGAGAGUUAGGGAUAUGCAGUCGAGCCAUGUCUAAAGGGUUGUCUGGUUGUACCACGCUUCUCCAGUGUUGGAUAUACGAGUAUUUUCCUUGUUUACGUCCGGAGAAGAGCGUACGACAUCGAGAGCUCUACCCGCAUUGCAGGAGGUGGCAGUUGUCGUCAAAAGCGGGAACAUUACAGCAUGUUCGGGAUAUACUCGACAAUAUGAGCGGGGAGGAUGUUUAUUGGCUUCCGUACGGUCCGGGUGUACACACGAGCAUCCCUCGUACGUUGUAUCAUGGCACGAUCCAGUACAUGUGGAUCGUAGAGCCGUAUAUGCCAGAUCGUGUUUUGCGGCAGUUUGGGUUCGUUCAGACUAUUCCGCGAGGUCUCAUCUCAUCGAUGGAGCCAUGUACUCGCGGUCCGAGAGGUGGUCAAUCAUACAAAGUCACAUACGCGGCGCCUGGUGGCAUGUGGAACAUGCUCGACGAUCAUUCCUUACGGGUUCGACGACUUCAGAAGGCACGACAUCCAUGUGCAGUCGUCGAUGAUUACAUGAAGUGGUACACUCCACGGACGCAUCCGAGAAUCGGGAAGCCGAAUGUAGGCCCGGCUGUAGCACAUAGGGGGUUAAGGCCACCGGACCAGCCGCACUAUUACCAGGUAGUACGUGCCUUGUACCCGAUUGUAGCGCAUCCUGGACCGGACUGGUUGCAACAGUUCAAAGAUAUUCGCACCAGCCUGGCAGAGAUUAUGCGUCCUGCUGCCCGAUAUAUCGGCAUCGAGCACGGUGAGGGCAACAAUGAUGACGAUGAUGAUGGUAGUGAUGAUGAUGUUGGUGGUGAUGACGUGCAGCCGAUGAGGAGAGCGAGGCGACAAGAUUGAUUGUCACUUUUUUUUUUUUUAAUUUAGUAGACUACCACUUUUGAUUUCAUU
This is a messenger RNA of Erythranthe guttata (spotted monkey flower), 1987 nucleotides long. NCBI's taxonomy places the organism in Eukaryota, Viridiplantae, Streptophyta, Magnoliopsida, Lamiales, Phrymaceae. The record is from RefSeq and is a predicted model, not a curated record.